This is a messenger RNA of Verticillium dahliae VdLs.17, 2475 nucleotides long. Its product is annotated as glycoside hydrolase. Bases 1 to 2475 code for a protein of 824 amino acids. Gene Ontology annotation, molecular function: beta-N-acetylhexosaminidase activity; protein binding. The transcript has 5 exons. Lineage: Eukaryota; Fungi; Ascomycota; Sordariomycetes; Glomerellales; Plectosphaerellaceae. The record is from RefSeq and is a predicted model, not a curated record. Gene Ontology annotation, biological process: carbohydrate metabolic process.
AUGCUGCCGUUUUUGAUAUCUGCCGUGGCACUUGCCAGUGCUGCUUCGGCAACCACCCACGCCGGCAUCCCGACUGUGUCCUUUGAGCUCUCGAGUGAUGGUAGUCUUGAUUUUUCGACAAUCGCCACUAUCAUCGUUGACGAGAAGAACGCCGAUGCCGUCGACACCGACGGCCUGACCUUGAUUCCGCCAACGCUCCUCGACUUUGCAGGAACCUUUGCGGAGGACCUGGUGUCGGUGCUUGAUUUCAAGGUCGCUGUGAAAGUCGGUUCGGCUGCAUCGGCUGGCGCCAAUGCCAUUUUCCUGACGCUUGGGGACAAGAGUGACUAUCUAGAUGUGGCCGGCCGCCAGACUUCGGAGGGCUAUUCGCUCGAGAUUGCUGCAGAGGAGGGUAUCACCAUUACGGGCGCGAGCCCGCUCGGCGUCUGGUGGGGCACUCGCACCAUCGUGCAGCAGCUGCUGCUGCACAAAGGAGCUCUGCCCCUCGGCCAGGCUCAUGAUGCGCCCGGAUGGCACGAAAGAGGCAUGAUGCUUGAUAUGGCCAGACACUGGUUCCCGGCCGACUUCUUGAUUGAGAUGUGCUCGUACAUGUCCUUCUUCAAGCAGAACACUCUCCAGGCCCAUCUAAGUGACAAUCUCUACAACAAUGCUGUGAUAUACUCGUACGAACGCCAGAUGGACCUGUAUGCAGCGUUUCGUCUCUUCUCCGACGACCCUAGAGUCGAGGGCCUCAACAGACGCCAGAACGAGUCAUACACGCGCGAGGUUUGGGAUGACAUUCAGACAAGAUGCGCCGCCAGGGGUGUAACUAUCCUGCCUGAGAUUGAGGCGCCGGGCCACGCACUUGUCUUCUCGCAGUGGAAGCCUGAGAUUGGCAUGACCUCCGACUACAGUCUGCUGAAUGUGUCGCACCCAGAUACCAUUCCUGUGAUGAAAGAGGUGUGGGAAGUCUUCUUGCCGUGGUUCCAGAGCAAAGUAGUGCAUAUCGGUGCUGAUGAGUACCGCGACAACUCGCUCACGGAAGACGAGCUCGCUGAUGAGUAUACGCUCUUCUGCAACGAGCUAAAUAAGUUUAUCAAGGAAAAAUCGGGAAAGCAGACGUAUAUCUCCCGAGGCGCGCCGGGCGCGAAGCUGUUUAGACCAUACAUUUUCGACUCAACAAACGCGACAAACAAUGCGGCCCAAGAGGAGGCGAUGAUCGAGGGCCACAUUGCACCGCAGUGGUUUGACUACGGCCCCAACGGCACGACCGUGCUGGAGGCGUACUGGGCCUGGAGGAACGGGUUGCCUGCUCUCGCUGACAAGCAAUGGGGUGGCGAGCUAACGGAGGAGGAGUAUGCGGGCUUGUUCGAGGCGCUGCAGCCCUUCGUGCCGGAUCAGAACCUGGAUCGAAGAAUCCCAAGCCAGGGGCCGACGAUCCUAGAUUACGACUUUGCGACGGGACGCGGAUGCCAGGGCAAGUUCAAGGAUGUGUCGGAGAACAGGUACCAUGCGGCUUCGAGCUGCGGCAGCACCGACGAGGGUGUUAUCUUGCAAGAGGGAUGCGAGGUCACGACGCCUCUGUCUUCCAAGGGCCGCAAUUACACCAUGUCGUUCUCGAUCAAGCCGACGUCUGAUGCCAAAGGUCCGAUCUUCACUGGAGGUGACAGUGCACUGUGGCACGGGAAUGGCACAGUCGACUCGGUCAUGGCGUGGUCGGGAGACAACUUGUACGCGCUGAACUACACGUUCCCCGUAGGCGAAUGGACGAAUGCGAGCCUGAUUGCCAAGGGAGACCGUACCUUCCUGGACGUGGGUGAAGGAGAGCCGAUGGAGUUCAAGACCAUCCUGGGCAUCAUUGGGACGAGCUUCAAGGAGAAGGAAGGGGGGGAGUCAGUCGUUGUUGUCAUUCAAGUGCUGUUGUUGGCAAGAACUGUUGUUGGCAAGAACGUCAGGCCGUGGACCCAUACAGUGCUGAAACCAUGUCUUGACCGUGCACUACGCAUUAAUCAUGCCAUCUUCACCUGCCUCUCACCUGCCGCCGCGCCGCGCCGUGACGCGACACGACCAUCGAUUUUCGUGCAGCUGGACGCACAUACAGUAAUGACAACACCACGACCUCCUCGCGUGUCAUCGGGAGAAGCAUCCAUUCCCAGGGGGCGUCAGGCCUAUGCAGAGGGCCAGUACAAGACGGCAAUCGAGCACUUCACCCUUGUUGCCAACGCUUGUUCCUGCAACCGGGGAGGCCGGCGUGAACGAUGCAAAUGUAAGGACUUUGAGAAGGUCGCCCAAGAUGGUGCAUCUAUCUUCAAGGAGGCCAUGCACAAAUGCUCCUGCGAUGCUUCCAGAAAAUACAAAAAGUGCCACGAGCCUUCACACAUCCAGGCUUUGGACUAUCGCGCCGCCGUCUUUGAGAAAAUGGGCCGGCUUGAUCUGGCCAAGAAGGAUGCUGCAUGGUUGCUGGAGAUAGCGCCGAGGUCACUCGAGGUUGCAUAG